Molecule: messenger RNA, 846 nt
Organism: Arxiozyma heterogenica
Lineage: Eukaryota; Fungi; Ascomycota; Saccharomycetes; Saccharomycetales; Saccharomycetaceae
Gene: MMS21
Product: SUMO ligase MMS21
Exons: 1
Coding region: 1-846 (281 amino acids)
Biological process (GO): protein sumoylation; double-strand break repair via homologous recombination
Cellular component (GO): nucleus; Smc5-Smc6 complex
Molecular function (GO): zinc ion binding; SUMO ligase activity
Source: RefSeq, a predicted model, not a curated record
AUGAGUCUAGAUACAUUACCUAAAAACUUACCUAUUCAUCCUAAAGCAGCAAGAUAUUUACAUGAUGUAACAUUGAAUGACUACAGUAAGUAUCUUAAACAAUGUCAAACAGAAUUAAAUUCGACUUUGAAUCAGAUUAUCGACACAACUUUAUUCCUUGAUGAUGAUUUACCGAGUGCUUUAUUACAAAGUUUAGAGGAUGCAAACAACAAUUUACAAGAUCAAUAUUGUCAAUGGAAAAUUAGUCAAAACACGUUACAAGAAGCGAAAAACCAAUAUAGAAAUGAUUCAGAUAAAUACGAGAGAAUAACAGAGUUAGCUGAUUGGCAAAAUUAUGUUAAUCCCAAAAACACAUUAAAGGGUCCAAAAAGUUUACUGGAUUAUUAUAAGGAAACUUUAGAUAAGAAUCAGUCAUCCACAACACUAUCAACAACAAAGUUGGAUGAAAAGGAUAAGACCGCAACUUUGCUUAAAAUAUUACCACAAGUAUGGAAAGAUCCAACUGCAGUGAUCAGAGAUGAUAAAUCAACUAAUGAGGAAGAGGACGAUAUAAAAAUCGAAGGUGGUUCUAUUGAAUUAAUAUGUCCAAUCACUUGUAAACCCUUUGAGAUACCGAUGAUAUCUAAGAAAUGUGGACAUACUUUUGAUAAACAGGGGAUUAUAACUUAUCUUGGUGGUCCACAUAGUAGAGCAAGUAAAGAUUGUCCGCAAACUGGUUGUAGUAAAUCUGUCUCAAUUAGUGAUUUUGAAAUAGAUGAAGUUAUGAAAUUAAGAUGUCAAAUUGCUAUGUCAUUAAAGAGAAAACAAAAGACUAAUUCCGAUUCUAAUUCAAUUGAUAUAAUUUGA